AUGUCUAAUCAGCAACAAUCAUAUACUAUUUGGUCACCACAGGAUACUGUCAAGGAUGUCGCCGAGUCGCUUGGUCUAGAUGGAAUUAGUGAUGAUGUUUUGAAGGCUCUCGCUAUGGACGUCGAAUAUCGAAUCCUUGAAAUUAUUGAGCAAGCCGUGAAAUUUAAACGUCAUUCAAAGACAGAAGUGCUAUCUACUGAAGAUGUGGCAAAGGCCCUGAAUGUACUGAAUGUAGAGCCACUCUAUGGUUACCAUGAUGGCUCCGCUAGAGAUAAAGAUGUCACUUUUAAACGUGUGAAUGUCACUGGUGGACAACCAGUUUAUUAUAUAGACGAAGAAGAAGUGGAUCUAGAUAAAUUAAUAAAUGAACCUUUGCCACAGGUGCCACGUUUACCAACAUUUACUACACAUUGGCUAGCAGUAGAAGGUGUACAACCCGCUAUUGCACAAAAUCCUAAUAUCAACGAAAUUAGAACUACGAUUCCUCCAACUACAAGAGGUGCAAUCGUCUCAACAUUAAAUACUAACUCUUUACAAAGUUCUUCUUCUAAUAACCCAGUUACUCAAAAACAAAAUGAAACUAAUAGUAAUGGACAAACAUCUCUACCAGUAACUGCCGUGAAACCGGGUCAAAAUACCAACGUUGAAGUAAAGCCUUUAGUUAAACACGUUCUAUCUAAAGAACUACAAAUUUAUUUCAAUAAGAUUAUUUCAGCACUAACUGCGAAGGAAAAUAGUAAUGACUUAUCAGAACAUAAUAGUCACCAACAACAUCUCAAAGCUGCUGCUUUAACUUCUUUAAAGACUGAUAGUGGGUUACAUCAAUUGGUUCCAUACUUCAUUCAAUUUAUCGCAGAACAAAUUACACAUAAUUUAUCAGAUUUACAAUUACUAACGACAAUUCUUGAAACAAUCUAUUCGUUGCUAAAUAAUCCUUCCAUCUUUUUGGAGCCUUAUAUCCAUUCCUUAAUGCCAUCUAUUUUAACCCUGUUAUUGGCCAAGAAGCUCGGUGGUGCUCCAACCUCAGAGACUCCUGAAGCCACCAAUGAUUUCUUAGAGAAGACCAACGCAUUACGUGAUUUUGCUGCUUCAUUAUUAGAUUAUGUUCUAAAGAAAUUCCCAGAGGUGUAUAAAUCCCUAAAACCUAGAGUGACAAGAACACUGUUGAAGACUUUCCUAGAUACAAACCGUGUUUUUGGUACUUAUUAUGGCUGUCUUAAGGGUAUAACUGUUCUAGAAUCAGAAUCUAUCAGAUUUUUUUUUGGUAACCUACACAAUUGGGCCAGAUUAGUGUUUAACGAACAGAAUUUAACACUAGAUCAAUGUUCCGAGUCAGAAACUAUAAUAAACAACAAAACUAAAUUUACUGAUAAAGAAUUAUUUUACUUAGUAGAUGUGGUAAUAAAUGCAAUUUGUGUCCUUAAGAAGGAUUUACCAGAGAUAUAUGAAGAAUCUGGAGAAGAAAAGAAGGAAAUAAAUGAUGAUACCAAACAAAAAUUGGUCUAUAGGACUGGGGUUAUAAUUGCUAGCCAAAUACUCAAGAGAGAUGAUGCUAGGCAGUUAGUAGAUGCAAUGUUCUUUGGGGAAUGA
Molecule: messenger RNA, 1590 nt
Organism: Maudiozyma barnettii
Lineage: Eukaryota; Fungi; Ascomycota; Saccharomycetes; Saccharomycetales; Saccharomycetaceae
Gene: TAF6
Product: TATA-binding protein-associated factor TAF6
Exons: 1
Coding region: 1-1590 (529 amino acids)
Biological process (GO): transcription initiation at RNA polymerase II promoter; RNA polymerase II preinitiation complex assembly
Cellular component (GO): SAGA complex; transcription factor TFIID complex; SLIK (SAGA-like) complex
Molecular function (GO): protein heterodimerization activity; RNA polymerase II general transcription initiation factor activity; transcription coactivator activity
Source: RefSeq, a predicted model, not a curated record